UGAUUUUAUACGCGUUUCCAUUUUCAUCACCGCGGGCGCGUCUGGGCCAGACGUCGACCGCGUUUCUUCAACAGGCGGAGAUAUACUUGCAGACACCGUGCUUUCAGACUUCCCAUACUACUAGAUAUUUACGCCUCGACACAGUUAUUGACUGAGACUCGAAUAGGCUGAGUAGCCACAGCCCAGCAAAAACUCAGCCCGUCCGAACACAAGUACACCUGUCUCUCGAAUUCUCUCUGCCCCAGGUCGAGCAACCGCCAGCGUUGUCGCUUGAAUCCUCAAAGGGACUGUACAACAGAGACUACCUGAAUUUCUUGCCGGAUCACCACCAGACACCGAAGCCAUCCUUGUUAAGAAAAUUACAAGCCGCUGCAGUGAACCAGAAUCGACUAAAAAUUGCCUUGCCCCGCCAUUUCGGUCACUGAAAGGGCCAAGCCAGAGCCAGAUACAAGGAGAAGAGAAGAGAGGAACCUGGUCGCCUGGAGAGGCAACUUCGAGCUGUUUGUACCGAACCGGACCGAAUGCAGCCAUGCCGCCACGGAAAAGCAAUGCCUCGACAGCAGCGGCCACUGAUGCCAAUGGCGAUGUGUCUAUGGUGUCAAAUGCAACCACUUCAUCCAACACUGCACAGGCCAAAUCGUCGCGUCAAUCAGGCGGAGGAAAACAAGAUGACGGCGUGAGCAUUGAUGAUCUUCUACUGCCACGAACGCUCGUAUCCCGGCUUGCCCGCGGCGUACUCCCACCCAACACGUCCAUCCAGAAAGACGCGACUCUUGCCAUAGCGAAGUCGGCCACUGUUUUCAUCUCGUACCUGGCACAUCAUGCGAACGAGCAAACGACAAAGAAGACUAUCGGCCCCCAAGACGUACUCAAGGCACUUAAGGAGAUUGAAAUGGAUGGUGUCAUGGAGCUGGGUGCUGUGGGAAAAGACGGCCGGUUAGGUGGUCGGCUCGAGCGCGAACUGGAGGCUUACGAGAAAAUUCUCCAGCGCAAGAGAAAGGGAUACCGUGACAAAAUGAAGGCGCGGGAGAGUUUGGCCGCGGAUGGCGACGAUGAGGCAGAGAGGGGAGAGCCCAGCAGCAAAAAGGCAAGGAGGGCAAGCGAAGAAGAAGAAAAUGUCGAUGACGACGAACGAUUGCUCGAGCAGCAGCUCAAUGGGACGGGCGGUGAGGACAACUUUGACUCCGAACAUACUGAGAAGUCGAAGCGGAAGAGUAAGUCCAGUCAGUCUGUCGCGAACGGGAAGGCCAGAGCAUCCGCGACCGAGUCCGAGGUCGAGGGCGGAGAUACAGCCGCCGAAGAAUCGGGGCACGGAGAUGAGGAUGAUGAAGACGAAGAACCAGAAGAAGAGGAUGAAGAGGAUGAACAAGACGACCAGGAAGAUGAGGAUGUCGAAGAUGACCAAGAUGACCACGAUGAAGAAGUCGACUCCGUGGAGGAUGUGGACGGCAGACACCGCUCCAACGGCACGCGAAGGCCACUUAUACCGGGGCGGGACGUGGAUGUCGGAAGCGAGGAUGAAAGCGAUUGAGUUUCUGCCUUGGGUUCUUCAUCUGUUCUUACAUCGCUUUUUGCCGUCAUUAGGGCCUCUUCCAAGUUUCUGCUCCUCGCAGCUGCCGGUGACCACGACGUAUAUCACCAAUCCUCACAUGUCUACGCUUUAUGAGAGGUCACCUGUUUGUCCCAUUGGAUCACUUUCCGGCAAACAAGAGUCCUGCUCUAUGCUCCGAACAUGGCCGCCGGUGGCACAGAAUCGUGAAAAUCUUCAUCCUACGCAGACCAUUGCGCAUGAUCGCUGUGCCCAGGUACAGUACUUUAUGCGGCAUGACGAGAGCAGCGGAAGGCUAGCCAGAACAACUUACAAAGAGCGCUAUGUGGCCCAGUCACUAUUGCAUCUUUACGCCCCAUUCGCUUGGCUUUGCCUUGCGUGGCAAGUGACUUAGCGGCAUGAUUGCAUUGUAACUUGAAGCUCAGGGUGUACAGUGGUUGGAUAAACCCGUUGACAUGGCAUCAGCCGACGCAAAUGCUGGUCCCUCUUCAAAGCCUUUCGUAACCCGGCCUUUAUCUUCCUGAAGCAGGCAGAGGCAUUGGAGUUGGCUAUAGUACACGAGGACUAGGAGGAAACUGCAAUGGCGCCGGCUUUGCAUGUGCCGAAUAGUCCGAGGCAUUGUAUGUACCAGUACCAGUGCCAACGUUUGAGCACGUCUACAGCCAUGCUUACCCUGCGUCCAGUCUGUAUCAUGCUCUUCUACGUCUCCGCCGCUUUUGUCUCUGCCAAUCCCCAUUCAUCUUUGGGUAUCCGUCUUCUCCCCUUUUCAAUAACGCCGAGAGGCGCCAGGACACUGUAAGCAUACUCACCAAAGGUAUCAAUGUUGCAGUUCGGACCCUUAACGUCGAUGCCUUCUUCGUCUCUGUCUACUUUUCCUUUCUUGCCUUGACGGCGUCCCGAUCCACCUGCGUCUUCUUCAUCAUGAUGGCCAAGUCCGUCUCUGUCAUGCUUAUUAGGCUGAAGAUCAUCAUCCCAUAGCCAUCGCUCCUCUCCCCUUCUUCGAGCAUCGGAAACACGCUUGCACGGAACUUCGUCGCGCAAGAUCCGUCUCAUGAACGACAUGGCGGCACAAAUUGCGGCCUCGGCAUCUACCAAGGCGGUGGUAUGUGCUGCGCAGAGCCUGACGCGGGCUGGGCGGGAGGAUGCCUUAGUAGAGGCGUAGGAGUCAAAAGGGGAUUUAGUGUUGACGAGGACCCAGCCGUCUUCCUCGUCGUCUUCACAAGAGCCGACAUUGUUCUUCUGUUUUACAAAAUCCAGGAUCUUCUUAGCGCUCUCCCACCAACUCGCGAGGAGACUAUCCAUAUUGAACAUUAUAGGCAUGGGCGGCUCCGGGCCCCAGGCGGCCGAGCGAGUUGUUCCUGUUUGUUUCAAAUAGAAACUGUCGCCAACACAUAGGGUCCGCGUAC
Exophiala dermatitidis NIH/UT8656 is the source of this 2955-nucleotide messenger RNA. RefSeq names its product DNA polymerase epsilon subunit 3. NCBI's taxonomy places the organism in Eukaryota, Fungi, Ascomycota, Eurotiomycetes, Chaetothyriales, Herpotrichiellaceae. The coding region runs from base 530 to 1531 and encodes 333 amino acids. Gene Ontology annotation, biological process: leading strand elongation; DNA damage response; heterochromatin formation. The transcript is spliced from 2 exons. Gene Ontology annotation, cellular component: epsilon DNA polymerase complex; CHRAC. The record is from RefSeq and is a predicted model, not a curated record. Gene Ontology annotation, molecular function: chromatin DNA binding; protein heterodimerization activity.